CUGAUAGAAGUCCAUUCUGCUCCGAGUGCAGAGGCAACGGGGGGAACAAGCAUCCACUCUGAAGUUUAUCACAAGAGUGUUUUAGAGCUGUUUUUAUGAAGCUGAUAACAAGAAGAGUCUGCUUUCACCACAUUCCAUAGGAAAACCACAGGGAAUGGAUUUGGUGUUGGAAUUACUUUCAGUUUCUUAAAAAGAAAUCAAAUCCAGUUGUCAGAUGUUUCCUGCAGGAAAACAAUCACUCGCCCAGAAUUUCCCGAGACCAAAAGGUGCCUCCCACUUCCUGCAGAGUAAAAUAAAGCGAGUCCUGGCAGCUGAUAGAAGUCCAUUCUGCUCCGAGUGCAGAGGCAACGGGGGGAACAAGCAUCCACUCUGAAGUUUAUCACAAGAGUGUUUUAGAGCUGUUUUUAUGAAGCUGAUAACAAGAAGAGUCUGCUUUCACCACAUUCCAUAGGAAAACCACAGGGAAUGGAUUUGGUGUUGGAAUUACUUUCAGUUUCUUAAAAAGAAAUCAAAUCCAGUUGUCAGAUGUUUCCUGCAGGAAAACAAGUCAUGAUGGUCUUUUUGCUGGGCGCUGUCAUCGCGGCUUUGACUCUUCUGGGCCCCGCUGCGGCCUUUGCACCUUUCGGGGGAAGUGCGUCGACCCAUGACAGCAUCACUAGGAAGGCUCUUCUGCAAAAAGUUCAAGAGAUGUGCCAGCCAGCUGCUGAGGGUGAUUCCCAAGACUUUGGCCAGACGGAACCAUCUCCAGAGGAGCUCGUCCAGGCCUGUCUGGGUGAUGAUGUCAAAGGAGACGUGUCCGGCGCCAAGUUUUUCAUGGCACUCCGAGAGAUCUCAGUUCAGAACGGGCUGGUAGACCUCGACUUUCUCAGGAGUGCUCCACAUCACUUCCAUUCUGAAGCUUUCUUAGAGGGACGCGGUCUGAUCAUGGAAGGCAUGAUGGCUAUUAAGGCUAAUAUUCAAAAGGAGAACUUCAAGGCUGCCAGGGAAACUCUGGGGAGGAUCCUUCAUACUCUCCAGGACUUCUACAGCCACAGUAACUGGGUGGAGCUGGGAUACAAAGAGCCAUACAUCAGCCUCAUACGGCCGGAUCUUCCCCUGGAAAACCUGGCAGAUGUGAGCACUGCCACCUGUAGGGACUGUGUCAGUGGACAAUGUCCUAAUCAGAUCCUCCCCAACAUCCUGAGGGACAAAAUUCUCACAUCGGGCUAUAUGGGAAUUUUCUCUUCUGCUAAACCUCGAGGCAAGUGUAGCCAUGGAGGUGGGUCUGAUUACACCAGCACAAGAGCCCCUCGUGGAGGCAUCAACAAAGACGAGCGCAAUCCACACAAUGCAGCCUUCCAUGACAUUGCUGUCAACUUGGCCACAGCGGCCAGCCUCCAGCUGCUGGAGGACAUCCGCUCAGCAGCAGGGGACCAGGACUUUCUCAGGAUGAUGGGGAUUGCACGCUCGUCUGUCGUGGCCUUCGUGAUUGACACCACCGGCAGUAUGUCAGAUGACAUAGAAGAAGCCAGAUCGGUGGUUUAUGAAAUCAUCGACAGCAAAAACGGAACGCAGGAUGAACCAUCGGAGUAUAUCCUUGUGCCCUUCAAUGAUCCCGAUUUUGGACCGCUGAUAAGGACAACUGACCCUAAUAAAAUGAAAUCAGAAAUUUCUAAGCUCAAAGCACACGAUGGUGGAGAUGUCCCAGAAAUGUGCCUCUCUGGACUUCAGCUCGCUCUCACUGGAGCCCCUUCCUCAUCCUACAUCUAUGUUUUCACUGACGCUAUAGCCAAGGACAUCGCACUAAAAGACACCAUCACGGCCCUCAUCAGAAGCACCAAAUCCACGGUGUCAUUCUUUAUGACUAUAGCCUAUGGAAGGCGUCGUCGUUCAGUCACAGCUGCUUCCUUUGAAGACUACAAGGAUCUAGCUGUAGCAUCUGGAGGCCAGGCCAUCCAAGUGUCCAAGGCUGAGCUGCCUAAGGCCACAGAUGUUAUCCUUGACACAUCAACAUCUGCCCUGGUUACGGUUCUCCACAAAGCCUGGAAAGGAGAUACGGCAGAAACCUUCCCCUUCAUGCUUGACGAAUCACUAAAAGCUGUCACAAUCUACAUCACAGGGUCAUCUAUAACUUUUACACUGACCAACCCUGCCGGAGUGAGCCAGAAUUAUGACGAGGCUAAAGGUAAACUGGGAGUGAUUCAGACGGUAGGAAACCUCAACAGAAUUCGUCUCAAUCCUGACAAGCAGUCAGGAACCUGGCAGAUCAGAAUUGGAUCGGCCCAUCCGUACACACUCAAAGUCACAGGCCAGAGUACUAUCACCUUCAUUUAUGACUUUGUGGAAAAGUUCGGUGGACCUCACUCGGGUUAUGCAGUUCUCAGUGGGCGUCCACAAGCAGGCCAGCCUGCCACCCUGAUGCUUUCAGUACUUGGCAGAAAAGGACCCUCUUCGGUGACUGUUAAAGACAUCGGCCUGUUGAUAGUGUCUAGUCGUGAUGAAGUUACAAACGGCUCAAUGACUGACUUGGGCAAAGGAGACAUCCUGGUCACUGUGGAUAAAGUUCCAGAGGGAGAGUUUGUGGUUGUUCUGAGAGGAUUGGACAAGCUGUCCAACAGCGAAUUUCAGAGGCAGUCAACCACACAGAUGUCCGUCUCUAAGCUUCACAUCCAGGCUCUGGUGAGCAGCAGUGUUGAGCCUGGCAAAACCUUGAUGGUUCCCUUCCAUGUGAUGACCCAGGGAGGCGGUGGCUCAUACACCAUCAAUGCCAGAAAUGACAAAGGUUUUCCCAUGACUUUCCCAGACAGCCUUGUCUUGGUGACGGAACAAUAUGGAAAUGCUACGUUAACCAUUACACCACCUGCCAGUACCGAAUCAGGAACAGAUGUCACUUUGACGAUUGACGCCAAAUCGUCCAGUGGCGCUGACUCCAAUUAUGUCAUCCUGAGAUUGUCUGUGGUCACCAAGAUUACAGACUUUGUGCAGCCACAGUGUGAAGUGGUGAAUGUCUUCGCUGACGAUUGUCCUGAAGAUCAGUCCCAGUGUGGACAUUUCCAGUGGGAGCUCUCGGCUAACCUUACGGAUGGAAACGGCACCGGGAUAGAGAGGAUCUCCCUGCGACAGGGCGCUGGAAUCCUUUCACAUUCAUCACUGACUGCUCCCAACAUCGAGGCACACUAUAACGCCUCCUGCUGCUCGCAGAUUGUCGAGUUUGUAGCUGUGGAUAAAGUUGGUAACGUGGGUAAAUGUUAUCACUCGAUUAAGCGAUCGGACGCCUCUCCUGCGGGAACGCUGUCUCCGCCACUGUGGCUUUGCCUCCUGGUGUCCAUCUUUGUCGCACGGCCUUGAAGCGGUUUCAUUUGCUGACUCUCAUUUGUUUUUAAGAACGUAAAAUAAAUUGGGAAAAGUUCUUCACUGUGAAUUGUUUAUCUGUGAUGAGUUAUAAAACAAACAAUACAUUACAAAAUAAAAUUAAUUAGACUUAUUUAUAUGUCUGAAACAGCUGUUAAAUUAAUUCUUUCAUCCUGAUAAUAGCUCUCUUUGACAUUGGAUGUGCUACUACUAGUUUACCCGUUUAAUUAUAGAUUCACUAAGAUAAAUACAAUAAAGUUUUUCUCUCACCAAAUAGAAUAUUUAUGAAGAAAUCACAGUGUAACCAUAGAAACACCACUUGGUAUAUGUGUUGUGUGUGUGUGUGCCUGCUCUGUCUUCUCCAUCCCCAGUGAGUUGUGGAGGAUGGCUGCUUAUACUGAGCCAGGAUCCUCUGGAGGUUUCUUCCUGCUAAAAGGGAGAUUUCCUCUCCACUGUCGCUACAUGCUUGCUUAAUAUGAGGAUUGCUGUAAAGUCACUGACACCAGUCAGCUUGAAUUGACUUGAAUUCAUCUGAUAUUUUUUUAUCUCAAGGAUUUUUGUGAUUUAAUAAAAUAUUUUAAGAAACUUG
This is a messenger RNA of Nothobranchius furzeri (turquoise killifish), 3919 nucleotides long. The record is from RefSeq and is a predicted model, not a curated record. Lineage: Eukaryota; Metazoa; Chordata; Actinopteri; Cyprinodontiformes; Nothobranchiidae.